Mercurialis annua (annual mercury) is the source of this 1993-nucleotide messenger RNA. RefSeq lists its product as uncharacterized. The transcript has 6 exons. The record is from RefSeq and is a predicted model, not a curated record. The coding region runs from base 1 to 1974 and encodes 657 amino acids. Lineage: Eukaryota; Viridiplantae; Streptophyta; Magnoliopsida; Malpighiales; Euphorbiaceae.
AUGACGAGUCCAAAUAUAUCUUUGUUGAUAUGGUGUGAUGGCCGUAUUGUGAGUUCUCCGUGUGGAAUAGAAUACCACGGGGGUCGUCCGGUUAAUAUGGCGCUUAGCGAGAGAAUGAGUUUCGAGGAAUUACAAAAUAUUUGUAGAAGAGCAGUUUCUACCGACGGGGAAGUAGAAAUUUCAAAAAUCUACUUCCGGCUUCCAAGAAUAGUUGGGGGUGCGAUACGCUCGUACUCGUUGUUUUCCGUGGAGAAUAACGAGCAUGUGUUUGGAAUUUUGAACGAGGUCGUGCGGUAUCCGCAACUCGAGAUUUUGGAAUUUUGGUCUUAUGUGAUUCAAGCGGGUCUGAUAGGGGUAGCGGGUCUGAUAGGAUUGCCUUUGGGUGACAGAUGGGCGGGUCCCAGACAGCGGGAGCGGGGGACACCACGAGUUCCCAGACACUCAGUUUCUCACUUCAGACUGUUAUUGGACGGGCUGCGUUACGACGAUAUCGUUUGGCAGCCAUACUCCGACGACGUUCUCCAGUCCAUCCCACAGAUGUACCUGACAGGGCGACAUAUCUGGCGUGCCCGAGUGCCAAUGAUCUACUAUCACACCGUGGAGUGGCACCAGCCGGAUAGGGUUCUGCAGCAGUUCGGCUUACAGCAGCCCAUUCCCCUGCCUGCUAUGCAAGAUCGGCGCCUUCAUAACAUCCAGUAUCAGGGGAACUACAACUUCGAUGAACUGCUCUCAGAUUACAUUCAGAUUUGGAACAACAGAGCGGCUUACGUUGUUCAGGGUUACCAGCUCCAGCGACCACCUCACUACCAUUCAGCGUAUAUGGAGUGGUUUCGGAGCCGCAGCCGGCGUUGGAUUACCCAUGAGGGCGCAGCGGCCGGACAGAGUCGCGACACUUUCGAGAUGAUCGCCCUUCAGAGAGAGGCGUGUGCGUCUAGGAUUGGGACUGCUGCACGCAGUUCUCAAUUAGCUUACGGAGAGGAGCGCCGUGACGUCACACUGCCCCCACCAGAGCCAGCAGUUCCGGCUUACGUACUACCUCCUCUUCCUCCCCUGACCAUCGAUCUGGCUCACAUCAGGGGAGCGCGUAGACGGCAGCCUAGAGUCGCCCCGCCUCGCGAGCGCCCGGCAGACCCUAUCCCCCCACCGGUCUACUUCCACUUCGAUCCUACAGCCACUACAGACAGACGGGGGGAGUACUAUGGCCCGACUCAGUACUACGGUUCCACUUCCACUUCAGCAUCACAGCCUCCGUGGCAUCAGACCUAUUUCCCACAGGGACCCCAGGUAUCAUCGUAUCAGGUCCCGCCUUCGUCGAUGCCGUUUUUUGAGCCGUCGUACGGACAGACAGCAUAUACCACUUCUCUGGGCACACCACCGGCGUCUCAGUUCCAGCAGGCCACACCACCGGCGUCUCAGUUCCGGCAGACCACACCACCGGCGUCUCAGUUCCGGCAGACCACACCACCGGCGUCUCCGUUUCAGCAGGCCACACCACCGCCGUUUGCUGCAUCAGAUCAGUAUUACCGUCCAGCGCCAUAUACAGAUGCUCCACCGUUCACGUCUUUCGAUCAGUGUUACCGUCCCACGAUGCCUUCGGAUGAGCAGCCGUCGACGUCACAUUCCCGGCCAUCUUCUUCUCACCAGGCCCAGGAUCCAUCACAGCUACAUUUUACACUGUCAGAGUCAUGGUUAUUCGGUCCGGAGAUCGGUUCAGAGGCGUACGAGGAGCUUUUAUCACGACCGGAUCUCACACCUCCAUCUUUUAGACUUCUACCGCCCACACAGGAGGAGACCGGUACUGCACCACCAGCAGCAGACGUUCAGCAUUCAGCUCAGGACGAGGACGCCUCCGACAGCGGCGAGAGCCCUCCGGUAGCCAGACAGUUUCACUCGAUCACAGACAGCUCGCGGCACCGACGAGAGACUCACGGUUUGAGGGUACAGAGACCGAGGACUCGUAGAUAUGAGGAUUAGAUUUCAUAUUUACCUUUAU